Molecule: messenger RNA, 3689 nt
Organism: Poeciliopsis prolifica (blackstripe livebearer)
Lineage: Eukaryota; Metazoa; Chordata; Actinopteri; Cyprinodontiformes; Poeciliidae
Gene: cnksr1
Product: connector enhancer of kinase suppressor of Ras 1
Exons: 21
Coding region: 144-2684 (846 amino acids)
Molecular function (GO): protein binding
Source: RefSeq, a predicted model, not a curated record
CUGUUACCUGAGAGAAGGAGUGCCAUUCGUCAUCAUCCGAUUCCAAAUCAGGAUCAAGUUUUCCUUCCUCCAGCAGUCCGGAGAGGUAGAAGUCGGCCAGGACCGCGGGGAGCUGAACCAGCGACUGGAGCAGGACUCCGAGCAUGGAGCCUAUCGCGGCGUGGAGCGAGCAGAGAGUCACCGAGUGGCUCCAAGGACUGGAUGCUCCCGUUGAUCAGUACCAGGUGUCGGAGUGGCACCUGUCGGGUCUGGACCUGCUCCAGUUGACGUCCCAGGACCUGGAGGCGCUGGGAGUUCAGAAGAUCGGACACCAGGAGCUGAUUCUGGAGGCUGUGGAGAAACUCUGCUCCCUGACUUAUGGCAUGGGAGGAGAGACCCUGCGCGGUCUGACAGAAAAGCUGCGUGUCGUUGCCCACUCCCUAACGAUGGCCAUCCAGGGCAGCUGGCGCGACAACAACUACGACGGACGGAGCGCCACCAAGCUGUCAGCUGGCGCUCUGAAGAACGUCAUAGAGCUCAUCACUUCAGCCAGGGGCCUCUUCUGCUUGCUCAACAGAUAUCAGUUAUCCCAGCUCAGCAGAUACACCUCAACUCAGAGCAUAUUCACCCAUUGUAAAAGUCUCGGAGACAUCGUCCACAAGGAUUCCACGGUCUACGAAAAGGAGAAGGACAUCAUAUCUGUUUGCCGUCAGCUGGUGGAGGUUUGUGAUGAGAUCCUGACCUCCAGCUCCGACUCGCUUCUGACCCACACGACUCAGCUGGAGAGCGUCAACCUGGUCCCUGCUGCACCCGGUGAUCAUCUGGGGAUCGAGAUAACAUCCACCAGCUCCAGCAACCACUACGUGACGGGAACGGCUGCAGAGCCUUCCACUGAUGCCUAUUUGCGAGUCCUGUCUGGUGAUGAAGUGAUCCAAGUCAACGACCAGAUAGUGGUCGGUUGGAGCAGAGCCAAACUUAUUGAGAAGCUGCAGGAGAAUCCCGGUGGAGUGACUCUGGUCAUAAAGAGGAUCCCGGGUUCGCUGCGGCGCAAGCAUUCCAUCCAGAUCACGCCUGUGCAGAAGGAAGAGGAGAGACGAGUGAGUUCGGAGGGAGAAGAACCGGAGGACAAAGAGGAGAGUCAGAGGCACUCCAUAUUUGAGAGAGUAGCAGCUUCUGUCAGAUCCCUGUCAUUUAGGCGGGCCGUUCAUGGGCCGGAGGUUCGGCAUCAGCCUAUGGGACAGGAAGAGUCUGAGUUACCUUCUGACAGGGAGCAGGAGAGAACCGUGACGUUAGCUGCAUUUCAGAACCAUCCGGGCAGGUUGUCUCCUCUGCCGGCGUCAGUGGCUGAGAGUUCGGAUGGUUCGAGGCUUUCUCCAAAUCUCAGCAAAGACCGAACGCCGUCACCCAGAAGUCCUUCGCCUUUUGAGUUUAGCCUAGAAAGAAGCAGCGUCAGCUCCUGCCCAGACAUGGUGGGACACACGUCGAAUAAGGAAACCAAGAAGAGCUCUACGAAAGGAAUGUCGACAGCUCUGAGCCGGCGCCGAGUGUCCUGUCGAGAUUUGGCUCAUCCCGACUGCGACGGCUGGCUCUGGAAAAAGAGGAAGGAGAGCAGCGUCUUCAUCACCCAGAAGUGGCAGCGCUUCUGGUUUGUUCUGCAAGGACCCAAUCUGUACUGGUAUAACACACAACAGGAUGAAAAAGCUGAGGGUUUCCUAAAUAUAUCCAGCUACAACUUAGAGAGCGGUGGAGAGCACAAGAGAAAACACGUUUUCCAAAUGACCCAUAAGAAAUUUCAAAACUUCUUCUUCUCCGUUGACUCUGCCACCGAUCUGAGCAAGUGGAUCAACAGUCUGAUUAUAGCCAUACAGAAACACAAGAGGCUCCAGAAAGGUCCAGACAAUGAAGAAGAAUGUUACAGCGAAACUGAAUCGGAGAGCGAAUCGUCUCCUUCAUCUCGCAGGAAAAACAAGCAGAAAGUUCAGUCUCACACUCUGCCUCGACCGAAGGGGAAAAUAAACAAGGCGCCAUUACCAACUUCAUCAACAGAGGGCAGCAAAGAUGGUGGCACCGUGGAUGAGAUGGGGAUGAUGUUUAACAACCUGAAGGAAGGAGGCGUUUCUCUGAUUGGCCAUGAGCAGCCGUUCACGCAGGACCACUUCAGGAAGUCGUUCAUCCGGCGCAACAAGAACCCGGUCAUCAACGAGAAGGUGCACACGCUGCGGGCCCUGCAGAGCACGCUGAAGGCGAAAGAAGCCGAGUUGCUGCAGAUCAGCAAGCUCCUGGACGAGCCGGACCUGACCGCGUCCAAGUACCGGCGGUGGAAGGAUCAGAACGAGGAGCUGCUUUCAGAAAUCGAGAAGCUGGCCUCGGCGGCGGGCGGCAGAGACGUCGCUCCGGCGGAGCGCAGCGAGGACGUCGCUCCGGCGUGGGACACGCCUGCUGAGGACAUCGCCUCGGAAACGGUUGCCACAGAAACAGCCGCUGCAGAGACGGAGGGCGCGUACAGACUGAGGCUGAGCGAAGGUGAGCAGCUCGUCGACACGGAGCCGUCUGAUGUUCUCCUGGAGAUCCCUGGGGAAUCUUCGAGUCCCGAGUCGAGCCCGGUGCUGGAACUCUCUCUGGGAUCGCUGUCGGACUCCAUAAACAGUCAACUGCGCAAAAACGCAGAAAGCAGAGACGCUGAUGAUCAUUACUUCUACAUCUAGAACCUCAGCGGCUCAGUAAAGCCCGUUUAUUGUUGCCCAGUGUUUCCCACGGAGCUGUCGAACAGGAACGCAUGUUCUGAUAAUUACACUCAAGGUUCUCUAAGCAUUGCCUCUCAAUCAAAGGCUGCAUCCUUAAAGACUUUAUUCUCUUGUUAUAUGAAAAAAGAAAUCUGCCAAGUGUUCAGUACAUAUUUAUGAAAUUCUGAAAUAUAUUAGAUUUUGCAUUAUUUUAAAUUUUUCUUGUAGGUCAUGUCUUUUUUUGAUAUGUUGUGUAAAUAUUUUCCCAUAAUUGCUGUUUUUACUGGUUAACUCAGAGUGAAUGAAAUAAAUGAAAAACAUUUGAUGGAACGUUCCCAGCAGAGUUGCAGCUGCUGCUCCUGCUGGUCGAAGCUUUUUCAGCUCUUUUGUCUGUCUGUGCUUCACUUCACCUCUUCUGAGCGCCUGCUGAUGAACUCUUCAUCAGACUCACUGUCUGGAUGAGCAGUGAGUGAAGCAGUGAAGGUCUCUCCAUGCUGGCUUGAAAGAAUAAAGAGAAUUUAGAUCCAAUAUAUAUGCAAGCAUAUUUCAGUAAAUUGAAAUAUGAUGAAGAUGAAAGGAAAAGUGAAACUUGUACCCAGAUGGAUGCAUUUUAAGGGUUUAUUUGUGUUAAUUUUGGCACACAGAUGAUAAAAAACAAAAAUUCUGUCUCUCAUAAACUUGAAUAUUACAAAAGACCAAUGAAAAUGGACUCGUGAAAUGUUAAGAUUUUCUGAGAACAAAAAUAUUGAGUUUUCUUUUGCUGUGCAAAAAUAAACAUUUAUCAGUCAUUGUUUGAUGAAUUGAUAUCAUAGUUUUAAAAUAUUAUUUAAAUUACUGAAAAAAAUGCAAGCUGCAUAUUAUCAAUGUGACUCAGAGGAUUAUGACUGACAAUCACUAGUAAAUGUUUUGUUUUUUCAAUUUCAAUGUUAAUUGCUUUGCUUCCUUCAACUGUCGUCUAACAACAAAAAUAAAAUGUUUUCAAUUCUC